AUGGAUUUAAGUUGUCGAAGCUCUCGUAUGAGAGGCGGACAAGAUCAAACUGCCCUUCAACAGCUUCACGAGCAAGCAAAGGAGUUGCUUGAUCAAAAAAAUGCAGAAAUUGAUUCACUUAAUGAUGAAUUAGAUAAGGCAGAAAAGAAACUUGUCGAUGUCAAGAACAAAUUACAAACAAUCAUAAAUGCUCCAAAACUUCCUGAUAAUAAUUUAGCUGAUGAUGAACUUCCUCCUGAUAUGCUGGACGAAAUUGAAAAUUUAAAGGCAAAACAAGAGCAAGAAGUUCAAAAAAUACAAGCAGAUAAUGAGGAAGAAGUUUCUGCUCUUGAAAAAUGUUACGAUAAACAAUUAAAAGAAGCAGAAUCAUGGGCUGAGCAACAUGCAAAUCAAAUUGUUAUUGAAAAGCGAACAGAAUUACAAAACUUACAGAGAGAACUUGAUUCUCUUAAAGGAAAACUUGCAGAAGGAGAAUUUUCCAAGACUAAAACUAAAUUCGAACUUCUCGAAGAGUCUAAAGCGGCGACAAUGACAAACGAACAGAAAAUACAAUACCUGGAAGACCAACUUGGCGAAUUAACUUCUUUAGCUCGUGAAGAACUCAAAGAAAUCAGAGCCAAAAUAAACGAAACAGUUUCAGCAUACAAUAUUCGAGUCAAAGAGCAUCAAAAUGAAAUCGCUCACUACGAAAAUGAAAUCAAAGUCAGAAGUGCAAGCUAUGAUAUGCAUAUUGAAGCUUUAACACAACAAUAUGAAAGUGAAAAAGCUAAAUAUAACUCGGCUAUUGAAACAUCAGAUAAGAAAUACUCUGCUCUCCAAAGAGUAUUAAAGCAAAUUGAUAAGCAGCAUGAAAAACAGCUUUCAAUUGCUAUUCACGAUAAUGAAAAAAUGAAAACUACUAUUUACUCAAUCAAAACUCGUGAUCAAUCAGCUAUUGAAUCUACUAUGACCGAAAUUACACAAUCACAUGUCCUUGAGCAGCAAUUACAACAAGUGCAAAAUGAUAUUGCUAUAAUUGAGCAGGACAUUAAGGAAUUAGUAUCUGAAAACAAAGAUUUAGAGAGUACUUUAGCUAGAUAUGAGCGUGUUAAUAAGCGAAAAGCUGGUAUGUUUUAA
Messenger RNA from Trichomonas vaginalis G3, 1116 nucleotides. RefSeq lists its product as uncharacterized. The transcript has a single exon. The coding region runs from base 1 to 1116 and encodes 371 amino acids. The record is from RefSeq and is a predicted model, not a curated record. NCBI's taxonomy places the organism in Eukaryota, Parabasalia, Trichomonadida, Trichomonadidae.